GUCUCUUCCUUCCUGGAAAUUCAGCAAAGAGUUAGCGUUCCCAGGCUGUUGGAGCUCUUCCAUGUUCAUGGAUAAUAUUUGAUAUGUGCCCUGUAAAUCCUGCCCUGGGACUCGGUGACCGGUGGGGUGCCUGAUGCCGGUAAUCCCCAUUCCCCGCCGGGUCCGCUCGUUCCACGGCCCCCACACGACCUGCCUGCACUCGGCCUGUGGCCCGGUGAGGACCACUCACUUGGUGCGUACCAAGUACAACAAUUUCGACAUCUAUCUCAAAUCCCGAUGGAUGUAUGGAUUCAUCCGUUUCCUGCUGUACUUCAGCUGCAGCCUGUUUACCUCCAUCCUCUGGGUGGCACUCUCUAUCUUGUUUUGCCUUCAGUACCUUGGCAUCCGGAUCUUUCUGCGUUUCCAGUACAAACUCUCCAUCAUCCUCCUCUUACUGGGGCGAAGGCGUGUAGACUUCAGCCUCAUGAAUGAACUACUCAUCUAUGGGAUUCAUGUGACCAUGCUGCUAGUGGGGGGGUUGGGAUGGUGUUUCAUGGUAUUUGUGGAUAUGUAAAUAAAACAAGCGCAUGUGGGCUCAGAAGGUGACUUUUCUUCUACCCCCAAACGUGUCGAUAGCCUCUCUUUUAUAUAAAUUAGUUUAUUUAUCAGUGCUACUUUUUGUGGAUGAGUUAACCCCCUUGUCUCUGGAAUUUGUAUCUUUUUGAGGGCUGAGGUGCCAUUUUGAUGAUCGAAGUGCACCACUUGAUUGAGUGGUUUUUUCUUUGCACAGGGCAAGUUAGUAUAAGUGUCUCUAGUUCAGAGGAGCCUUGUGCUGCUGUGCCUGUGUUCCUGUGGGCGUGG
Messenger RNA from Nestor notabilis (Kea), 840 nucleotides. It is a transcript of the gene TMEM250, whose product is annotated as chromosome unknown open reading frame, human C9orf69. The coding region runs from base 134 to 553 and encodes 139 amino acids. The transcript has a single exon. The record is from RefSeq and is a predicted model, not a curated record. NCBI's taxonomy places the organism in Eukaryota, Metazoa, Chordata, Aves, Psittaciformes, Psittacidae.